UUGGCAGACGGACGACUGUCGUAUAUAGCCGACAGCAGCUCAUUUCCCUUCUGUACGCUUGUCGUUUCAGAUAUGGCAUACAUAAAUUUUUAAUUUGGCCCACCGACGGCCGUCGUACCGUUCCGACAGUUUGUGUUUGUCACACAGACGGAUGUCGUGGAUAUCCGACAUUGUCGUACAUACGCGGCAACAUGGCAAGGUCAGGUGAUACCCUGAUAGACCACGUGCGUUUAGUACCAGUCUGUUUUAGAACAUGUUUUAGAAUGUCAUCUAAAAAUCACGCGGGUCCGUCGGGUUGUAAUACUUAUUGUGGACUGUCUGGGAAGGAAGUGAAAAAUAUUAUGAAUGCUCUGAACGAUAGUGAUAUAUAUUUGAGUGAGGACGAACCAUUUAUCGACAGUGGCAGCGAAUAUAUCCCUGACUCUGACAGUGAAUUGAGCUCCGGAGAAGACGACGAAACCUUGUUGGAAGACGAAAGUACCGAAGAACAAGAACAUUUAGUAGCUUCGGAUAUCUCUGAUCAAAAUAUACGUGAGGAGGAAUUUCAGCUAAAAUGGGAUUCACGUGAGUUUGUUCCUAAAGUUCACCAGUUUGACGUCACUAAUAGUGGACUACAGAAUAAAAACCUAAAAAAUGAAAACAAGGAAAUAGAGUAUUUCUUGAACCUAUUCUCGGAAGAAGUAGUCAACACUAUUGUUGCAGAAACCAAUAUUUUCGCUCAACAACAAAAUGCUAAAGAUUGGAAAAACGUUGAUAAACAAGAGUUUUACAAUUUCAUAGCCCUCACAUUGUUGAUGCCCCACGUUAAAAAGUCCGAUGUAAAGGACUACUGGUCUACAGAUAAUUUAAUUGGCACGCCCUUUUUCCGCCAAACAAUGUCUCGAGAUCGCUAUUUACAAAUACUAAGGCACUUACAUUUUAGUAAUAAUCAAAAUGCACAGGAAGGUAAUCGUCUGCACAAAAUCGAACACGUUUUGAAUUUGAUACAAAACAAUUUCAAAAGUAAUUUUUAUCCGUUUGAAAAUGUCGUCAUUGAUGAAAGUAUGAUUCUUUUCAAAGGGAGGCUGUCCUUCAAACAGUAUAUAAAAACCAAGAGACACCGUUUCGGAAUAAAAGUUUAUGUCUUAUGCGAUUGUGAAACAGGUUAUGUUUUGGGAUAUUUGGUAUAUACUGGCAAAAAUAAUGUUAAAAAUAGAGAUAAUGACAGCGGUCUAGGAUUGUCAGGUGAUGUUGUUGUGAAACUUUUGGAGCCCUACCUGAACAAAGGCCAUUCAUUUUACAGUGACAACUACUACACAAGUCCUACUUUGGCAAAUUAUCUUUUUCAGCACAAAACAAACUCUUGCGGAACUGUUCGCAUAAAUCGUAAACACAUGCCAAUAUUUGAAAAAAAGCUGAAGAAAGGGGAAACAGAGUGGCGUAGCAGUGAGCAAAUGCUAGUAUUGAAAUGGAGAGAUCGUCGUGACGUGGUAAUGCUGACCACCUUUCACGAAAAUAAAAUGAUUACGCUUAGUAAGGUUGAUAGGGUUACUAAUGAAAAUAAGACCAAACCAUUAUGUGUACUGGCUUACAAUGAAAGGAUGGGGGCAAUUGACAGAAGUGACAUGAUGAUUACCAGUACGGAUUGCACGCGAAAAACCUUAAAAUGGUACAAGAAAUUAUUUCUUCGUACCCUCGAUAUAUGCAUGCUAAAUGCGCAUGCUUUAUAUAAGACCCAGAAUGCCAGUAACAUCUUAUUUCCUGCCUUCCAUUUAGAAGUUAUCCGGCAGCUUCUGGAAAGGUAUUUUUAUUCUUUUAUUUUUGUAAAUUUUUUAUCGUACGCAUUUUUUAGAUAUCCAACCGUGGCCAGACUAUUAGGAAAGCACUUCCCUUCAGAAGUUCCUCGCAAAAAUGGGAAAGCGCAAAUGAGAAGAUGCUGGGUCUGCUCGCAUACAACAAACGGUGCAAAAAAAAGGAAAGAAUCGAGAUUCAUGUGCAAAGAUUGUGAAGUCGGGCUCUGUGUUGCACCAUGUUUCCAAAUAUACCACGAACAGAUCAAAUAUUAGUAGUAGCAGUAGAAACGGGGAAAAAAGACUAGAUCAGAAGAAAAGGCUCACACUUAUUUUUGAUAUUUUGUUCCUAAUAUUUUUAUUAUUUGUUAAUUUUUGUUCUUAUAUUUUUGCUUUACCAAGAGUUUUAGUUAAUUUUGUAUUGUUUGAUUAUUUCUUCAAUAAAAACAACUUUUUCCACAUUGUCGUAUAUAUUCGACAGCCGCCUGUUUGCCACUGCAAAAACUCCCGUCCGUGUGGCACGCAACCUACUUUUGAGUGCCGUCUUGAAAGG
This is a messenger RNA of Onthophagus taurus, 2322 nucleotides long. Lineage: Eukaryota; Metazoa; Arthropoda; Insecta; Coleoptera; Scarabaeidae. The record is from RefSeq and is a predicted model, not a curated record.